This is a messenger RNA of Xyrichtys novacula (pearly razorfish), 41932 nucleotides long. The record is from the annotation of a GenBank genome assembly. Lineage: Eukaryota; Metazoa; Chordata; Actinopteri; Labriformes; Labridae.
UUUUUGACCCAUGUUGCGCAUCAAAGGGUUAAGAAAGCUUGGAAUGCAAUCCCUUGAACAUACCUUAAAAACCUUGUGGAACGAAUGCCUGGUAUAUGCCAAGCUGAGGAGGUAGCCAGAGGAGGUUACUUUAUAGAAAGCAAAGUCUAAGCAACAAUAACUCAAAUAAUUAUAGUCAAAAUGUCUUCUGAUAAGUUACUCUUUUCACAAUAGUCAUGUUUAUUGUGUUGCAAAUUAUAUAUAUGAAACUAUGAUCUUUUUUUGUACAAAUCUGAUCUUGCCUCCAAACUUUUGGCCCAUAGUGUACAAUGAUAUCACAACACUGUUGGGAAACUGGACUAUAAUAUACUAUAUUGCAGGAGGUGACAGUGACAGGCAGUAGAGUUUUGCACGAGUUGGUGCUCAGGUGAACUCUCAUGGGUUUUCAUUCUACUGUGAAAACUGUCUUCCAUUUCCUGGGAGAUUGUUCUGCUUACAAAUAAAUAUAUAAAAGGUGAAUUCUCUCUAGAAUAUUAUAUUCAUCUGAAAAUAAUAAAAGUUCAAAUAAAAGAGGCUAAUUUCAAGAAGAGGAACGUGCAUUUAAAAACAAAGGUGUAUCUGUUCUUGAAAACCAGAGAUGCUGCUGGCACUACGUUCAGAAUCAGCUGCACACACUCCUCACACUGUGUUCCUUUAUUUCCCCCGCCUCGUGCGCACCAUCGCCUGCCUAUGGGCGCGCGCAUUAUGGGGGUUGGGGUUAGUGAAGAGGAGGGGGGACAUUGUAGCCGGGAGCGCGCCUCAAAAUCUGUGCACGUGCCCGCGAGAAUCGGUUAAGAUACCUACCAACCAACCAAACUCGUGAAAUGGGUGGGGGGAACUGCCACUUUAAUGCUCCUUAAUGCUGCGUUUGAGGAUCGCUCGUAAAUUCUCAUAAGCGACUGGAAACUUUCACUCUCAGUUUUUGUGAGCUUCUGUGGCUUGUGAAGGACAGUUACAGACAAACAAGACGUGUCAAUGUUUAAAUUUUUAUCUUUGAAGAUUUAUUUCUGAAAAUGUAAUGAUGAAUUUCCUUUUUUUUUCUUUCUUUCUUUUUUUUUUAAAAAGAAUUUGGCAUAUAUUUUCGCUUUUGAACAGCUGCCUGAACAACUUGGCACCUCCUUGUUUUGAUAUCUGGUGUUCAACGAUAGCAGUGAGAAAAUUAGAAAAAAUACUUUGCAAUUUUUGGAGAAAGAAUCAUCACUAUUUUGCCAAUGUAUGCAUAGAUAUAUGUAAGUGGCGCAGUUUUCCUCAGUUUGCAUCUCAUCCAGUUUGACUCUCGUGCAUCGACGCACUUCAUGAAAUCCGAGCUUCUCGGAGGUACAUGAAGGCAUCAGCCACACUGCUCUCCUGUUGCUCUAAGGGGAGGCAGGCCGGUGAUUUUCCACUGCCGCUGAUGUCUGUGGUCUCCCCGUUUUAAGAGACAAAGGUCAGAAAGAGAAGCUUAUAAGCAGGCUGAAAUAUAGGCUACCGACGCGUCCACCCCUCAGUCGCUCUCACGGACACAAGAGGACACGGACAAGACGGAACGGACAAGGGACAGCGCGUAAAGGACAUUAAAAGGACAAAAUAAGAUCUAAGAUCACAUCCAACAGGGCAGGUAACGGAAACACACCGACAUCUUCGUGCACACCUUGACAGCAUGGCAGAGAAAGAGGAUUUUGCCUCCUUUUAACAUUUUCUCCUGAUUUCUUAAGAAUUUAAUUUUAAUGUAUAGUAUUAAUUUUUAUCUCCAUUGUUUCUGACUCUAGAGAGUUUGCUUUAAUCAUUUUUAAAGCGCACACAGAGUAGAAAUUAAGAGAACUUUUUAGUCCUAUAUCCAUAGAAACACAUCAUCUUUCAGGGUUUGGAUGAAUGUCUCCCUGUGUUCUCGGCUGCUGUUGGAGGUGUGGAUGCUGGGAUGUGUUUUCUGGUCAACACGGUGUAAAGCUGCGAUGUUCUGAAUGAGAGAGGCUGUUCUUUCCGUGCGCUCAAAGAGGAACACUGAUGGAUUUAUAAAAUCCGAAAAGGGUUAAACGCGGCACGGUCAGGGUUGGUGGGUAAAGUUGUUUUUAUUUUGGGGUGUCAAAGGCUUUUUCACGCGUCAGGUGCAAACGAGUUUUAACGCGUGCGUAUUUUUUCACGCAGAUAUUUUGUUUCCUGUGAAUCUCAAAUUUUCUCCUGGAUCCUCUGUCUCUUUAUGUGUCGUGCAGUUCAUUUGAAGAUUUUCGUAUCUUUCGAUGUUUCUGUUUUCGAGCAUUUCCUUUUUAAUUUAUAGAUACAGUUUACAAAUGCGAAAGCUUUCAUUGGAGCGACAGUCAUUUAAGGUUUUAUUUCGCUUGAGCUGCGCCUUUCUCUUUUUUUAUUCCGUUAUUUGACUAGAGCAGAAAGGGGAAGUGAAGCGCUCGGAGCGCUGAGGAGGCGGAGAUACUCGUCAGCCGCACGCUGCACAUCGUGCGCUGCACUCUCUCUCUCUCUCUCUCUCUCUAUCUAUCUAUUUGUCGCUUGCUUCCUUUUCUUUCCCUCACGUUCGGGUUGUCUCUGGAGAACAGUGUUUGUGAUUUCUCUUUAUGUGUUUUGUUUCAAUUUGCAGGAAAAUUUCAAUCACGUAUGCAGCCGUUUUGCCAAUAAAUUGCGGGAGCUGCAUGUAGAAUGUAAUACUUAAGGCACAUAAAAAUACAUUAUGUGUUGAGACGCAUUUCUGCAUACAUUUGCCUGGCUGUGUGUCUUUUAUUGUUGUAGCUUUGAGCGUCUACAGGAGGGUUGGGUUUUGAUGUCUCUCAGCUGGUCCGUUUUGGAUCACUUUCAACCCUGGAAAAUUACCCAGACGUGUUAUCGUCCAACGCCAAAACUCUUGUAAAUUUGUAAUCUGCGUGGAAAUACUUGAGUCCCGCUUUUUCACUAUCAGUUUUCAAAAUUUAAACAGUCGGUAAACCAUUUGGAUUGAAAGUUGAUGCAGCCUGAAUCGAUGAAAUAAGCAAUGUGCGAGUGUUUUGAAGCAUCAGUUGUGUAGUUUUGAGGUUGACCAUAUUUGGCCUUGCAGUUCACUGCCAUCAGACUGAUCUGUGUUUAACAGGAUGAAGGCUGGCGGUUAGAGACAUUUGGUGACCAGCCACACUUACUCAGCAUGUGAGGGGCAGACAGUUUUCACACUAAGUCGUGAAAUUCAGCAGCUUGUUUUGUAACUCUGUGUUUUCACAUAUACUAGUGCUGCAGGUUCCCCUGCAGUGUGAUUUCCUGGCUAUGUUGUUUUGAAUUGGCGAUCAAGUCAGCUGAUGAAGUGUAAAGUCCCAAUGAGUUGGAGUGGAAGGGCCACAUAGGAACAAAGGAUUUUGAUUGAGGGGAUCAGAGUUAAUUCCUGCUGGGAAAAUCAAAUUUCUCUUUGAGAUGUGUUGUACGUCAGUCACGUCAUCUCCAGUUUUUUUGUUACAUAAUGUGCUGAAGGUUCAUGCUGGAGCUCUAAACCCAAACCGUGACCUCUUUCCAAAGCAAACUGCAAAGAUUUCCUCUCUCUAAGCAUGUUUUUUUUUUAUUGUUGCAUGUCUGAAUUUUGUUUUUAAAAUUUUGUUGGCCAAUUUGACUGCAUGUGCAGAGCUUGGAUUGUUUUAUUUGCAUAUUUUCAUAACAGGAAAAGCUGCAACAUUUGAUGAGUUUCCAACAAGAUGAAAAAGAGAAGGUGUGAAAAGUCUUAUGUUUCAUUUUCAGGACCUUUUCCUCUGAUUCCUCUGAUUACCAGAAAUAAUAAAGACAAUCCAGGAACCACCGUGCAGGUCCUAACAUGAUAGAAACUGUUUUUAUGUCUGGUUGUCUUCAGCUGAAUCUUAUCUGAGCUGCUGUAGAGCCUGAUGUGUUUUCAUUCUUUUGAGCUAACAGCGAUUACAUCUUGAUAUGCUCCUCAAAGACACACCUCGAUGAUUCCACUACAUGUGUGUCAGCGUGCAACCUGGUAAAGUUCCUCCCUCUCUAUUUAAACUACAGUUUCUGUGAAAUUCUAGUGAAUAUCAAAUAGUAUUGAUGCCUGUUUUGUUACCAUGGCAACAUAACCAAAACCCCAGAGCCCCAGUAGUUGGUUCAUAUUUCUGUGCUGGUCUACAGGAGGUGUGUGGAUAGAGCCCAGUAUUUGACUUCCUUCCUUUUCAUUGGUGGUACUCGCUCUUAUCAUGUCAUCGCAAUGUAACUCCACCACAGAUGUGAAAAUACCACGGACAUCAUCUAUUCAAUUGUGACGACCCAAGUGUACUCACUUGUGCAGCCUGAUUGGGACUGAUCAGAAUACAGUGAGUCCUGUUGGUCUUGGUUUGGUGUUUCUGGGACUUUUUAAAACUCAAACUCACCAAUAAGAGAAAAAGAUCCUCUAUCUCUCAAAUCUAUGGCGAUAUACUCUGCCUUCUCAAAUGUUUGCUAAAAUCCGAUACCAGUUUACCAAUUGAGAAACCCAAAUUGACCACCUGAUCUAUUGGCCAUGUCUCAUUAGGAGCAUCUUUUGUCAUAUCUUAUUGGGGAAGAAGCAAAGAAAGAGUCUCUGAGCUCACUGUUGAUAAAUUACAACAUCCAUCCAAAAAAAAAAAAGCAAAUUCUACAACACUCUGGGUCUAUUUCACUGCCAGUUCAGUGAUCUGUCUGAUUUGCAGCCCUAAAUCCAGGAUAUGUAGGGUUUUAUGGACCAUCAAAACAAACCUUAAGAGAAGAUCUUACAAGUUCCUUCUCCAAACGACUGAAAAGCUAACUGUUUGGAGAAUGCACUGAAAAUGAAACAGGCAUAUUUAUUGUAGUUUUAGUAUGUCACCUUGCGCUAGCAUGGUCAAACAUCUUCGAUGCUCAGUACAAAGUGCAGAUUAUGAAAACACACACAACUUAAACACAUUAAAUAACUCGUUUUUAAGUCGCUGCAUAGUCUUUGAUUGGAAAAUGUUCCACAUCCUUGUUAACGGUAGCAGGUUAUAGAAUAGCUUCCACGCUGUGGAUAGAUCGGACGGAUGGUGUUUUACGUAAAGUUGGGUAAAUUUACUAGUACGUGAGUUAUGGUUGUUGGUCUUCCUGUCAGUGUGUCAGGGCAGCUCUGCAGGCCACUGUAUCAACUGGAGGCUUGUUUGCUGGUAAAUCAUUUAGUGAGUAACCUGAGGUUGUUGGAAUUUGUGUGUGUGUGUGUGUGUGUGUGUGUGUGUGUGUGUGUGUGUGUGUGUGUGUGUGUGUGUGUGUGUGUGUGUGUGUGUGUGUGUGUUGGUGAAAUCUCAGUACUCUGGGAAGGCUGCCGUGCCUGUGGCUGUCUACAGAUGAAAUUUGAUAGAGCCUUCAGCGGCACGGUGAAUAGAAACAUCACCCGGUUACAGUGCCGGAGCUGCUGUUGGACUUUUAUGACGGUGUCCUUGACUUCAGCUCGGACUGAACCUUCACUACUACUUUACAUAUUAACCAGCCUGAGCCACUGACCCAUAUACACUCAGGUUUGUCAACAUCUUGAACAGCUGGUCAUUGAGCUCAGCGGCUUCGAAAGCUGUCUUCAGCCUCAUCUGCUAAAAUUUGGAUUUCAGCACGACUCUUAUUUCAGGGUCAGACAUCAUGGUAUUAAAUGGGAUAUAAUUCAUUUCAGUAGCUGGAUGUCAAGUGCACACUUUCUGGAUGAUGGAAGUCAAUCGCUCUGUUGUAAGGUGAAUGAUGGACUGUGAAAGAGCAGCAUCCUCUUGUGGCCACCGGACCCAUUUAUCAAGGAGGAUUGAUGUGAUUGAUGCCAAAGCAAACAACACACACAGCCAUUGAAACUGGCAUUGCACCGAGUUAGGCCUAAUCAUGCACAGCCCUUAAACCUGAAAACAGUGAAAUUAAUAAGUCGUACACACUCUUGAUUUCAUUAAUGAAAAUGACAAUGAUAAAUGUUCCUCAGUUACUGUGGAGACAAGAUGACAACAAGCCCAAAAUUAAUCACUUCUACUCAAAGCAUUAAGAGAGUGAAACUGAUAAACUCCAAAACACCUCAUCACAAAUGUCACAUAAAAAAAACAAAUGUCGAAACACAAAAGACAAACAGUAAGUGCCAAAGAACAAAACGCAAAUGCCAAACUCCAAAUUCAGAAAACAAUCGCCAAAUAACAGUUGGCAAAUGCCACAAGAAAAUGUGGCCACUAAAUGCCAGAUGUCAAACACUGAACCUCAAAGGCCAAACACCAAACAGCCUAAAAACAGACGCCGAAUUUCUCCAGAAUUUGAAGUCGGGUGUCAUUACCUUGUCGUCUUAGCUUGCUUAUUGGCUGUCAGUGAUGUUUUAGUAUUUACUAGCUUUCUCAAAGUGACUACAAUCCGUAACUGCAGGUUCAAUAAUAGGACAGGUUACUGCCUGUGUAUGAAGGUGGUUUACAGAACAUCAUAAACCAUCAUGAACCUGCACAGUACUGAUAACAGUCUGCCUUUCUGUGGAAAACUUAAUCUAGAACCAGCUUGUAGAAGCAGAAAGAUAAAGUACAGAUCUGAAACAGUGCCAGUCAAAUUGAUGGUGGCAUGACCCGACAUCACAACUCUGGUUGUUUACUGCUCUUGUUAUCACUGACCCACUUUUUUGUUUUGGUCAGGAUGUAAUGAGUCAGAUUUACAGGAAGCCAAGGUGUCUGACUCCACAGCAUUCAUGCACCGUCUCACAUAGCUGAUAGGACACGAAUGUAAAGUUUAGAUGAUAGCAAAGCUGUGACGUUCUUACAUGGCGCACGUAAUUCAUGAUAAGCCUGAGCUCAGUGCUAAAGUGACUCACUCAGCGUAAGAGCAGGGGCCACUGUCAGAGGAACUUUUAAAACUGUCGAUUUCUGUUUAAAAACACAGAGCAGAGUGGGAUUCAUGAUAACUUCAUGAAAACGGGCUGAGUCUAGUUCGAACACUGAUGUCGAUAAAAUGUGUAUUUAACAGGAAGAUGGGGAGCAACACUGAAACCCGCUGACCUGGUUUGACCUGAUGUACCUGAAUGAAAUGAACAGCAGCUGUUGACUUUGGUCAGAUAAGACGGAAACGUUUGCACAUCGUAUUAUAUUUUUUCUGAUACAUCCUGGAGUCUUUGUUUGCAUCUCUGUCACACUCACAGCAUUUGUAGUCGCGAUACUCUUGACAUUUAUUUCCAUCACUCGCUGCUGUUUCUCGUCUCUCUCAGUUUCUCUUGCAUCUAUUUUUGUCUUGAUCUGCAUGUGACUCACUUUUCUUUGCCACACAGACUCUCUGCUCUUUGUUUUAUUUCAGGUAAUGACAUUUAUCUACCCUCUCUCACUUUUACCUUUCCUUCUGUUUCCACUUACUGUUUUCUCCUUCUCUCUGAGCUGCCUUGUCAUCCUCCUUCUCACACAAUUAUACGCUCCAUAAGUUCUGUCUCUUUCUGUUUGGCAAAAAUGAAAGUGAGAGGCACAGGACAUUAUGUCGAGAUGCAGAGUGCAUUGAGGGCGAAGAGGGAAAGGACACAAAGGGAGGCAGAGGAAAUGCAAAUUUAAGUAAAAGAGGGAGGUCAGAAAGGGUGCAGAGAAAAGGGGGUAUAGAUCAUUAUAACUCAGAAGUUGUUGAUGAGGAUAUGAUCUGAUUAAAAAUUCCCCUAAAUAGAAACAGUGUUUUGGUUGGCUGAAAACAAGAAACCAUGUUUAACAGCAGAUAUAUCCUAAGAGCGCCAAACCUCCUGUUACCGUGUUAACUGACGACACAAGGAUCCCUCUGAAGAUGGUGACGCCACACCCCCAUUUGCUUGAGAAUCACAUUUCAAUCGAUACGAACUUGAAAAAAUCAGCAACAGCUUAGCAUGCAAAUCUACAAAGUUUUAAAGAUCCGUGUGCUCAGGUGUCAUAGUCAGAGCGUUGAUAUACAGUUUACAGAACCUGGUUUUGACUUUGCUCAGGUUCAAGUUUUCUUGCAGCGUAUGCCAUCAGGGGAGGAAAGUAAAGGAGAGGGAGAGAUCGAGUUAGAGUGAAGUCAAAUAGACGGCGAAUCCAGGAGGAGCUUAUUCGAUAAAAAAAGACAAAGUGAAGAAGCAAAGAAAGAGGAGUAAGAACGCAAAAAAGGGAGGAGGCAGAGAACGAAGAAAAAUGAGAUAAUGUUGGGAAGAUGAGAGUAAAAAGAAACAAGAGGGCAGUGUAAGGACGAAGAGAAAGGUAGGAGAGGAGGACGAAAAAAGAAAAAGAGGAGAGGGAGUGAAAGAAAUAUGUAGCAGAGGAGGAGAAGGAGGAGGAGGAGGAGGAGUGGAUUUAAUAGGUGGUCAGCCCAGUGGAAAUGUACAUGGUCUUAAAAUAGGAGAGUGUGUUAUGUAAGUGGCUAGUGAGUGUGUGUGUUUGUGUGCGUGCGUGUGUGUGUGAGAAUGUCGGUGGGGUUCUGAAGUCAUUACAUGAAUCUUGUCCCCACAAUCACACGCACACACAAGGCGAGACAAUAAGUCUCUAUGUCUUACGCCAACCGCGCUCUUGGCCUGAGUCUGUAUCAUUCCUCAGCCCGUCGAGGUUCCCACGGCCCAUCUCACUCUCUGGAGGUCGCUCUGUGGCCAACAAAAACCGACAUCUUUAAUAUUUCCACUGUCAGCACAGAAAUAAAAACAAUAACUCAGUCAGUGUCUUUAUUUCUUCUUGGAAGUCUUUGGAUCAGGAAUCGCCAAAAUCCUCACCCGAUGAUGAGUAUCUGUUCUGUUUAUCGAUCCAGUUCUUGAUUGAUUCCCUUUACUGUGUGGACAGAUGAAGAGGAGGAUCUCUGCACACCUGAUGAUGGCAAACUAAAAUCAACAUGUUUACCUGUUUAAAUCCUAAAGUAGCUGGAAGUGUGCACCAUCAAUCUGCCCAAAUCCAAUGCUAAAUCUCCCCCCCCCCAGAUGUUAAUCUUAAAGUCAGGACAGGGCAUGGUGACCUGAGGUGGAUUAAAUCCUCAGAGAUGAGAUUGAUGGUGAUCUGCAGAGUUGGAUACAGGUAUCACAUUUGGUAAAAAUAAUAAACUCACACUGCUUUGUUUAGAGGAAAGAUUUUAAUGCCUCACCACAGAACAAACGUUAAGAGCUCUGACAGAUAGAUGCACAAGGAAAAAAACACAUAUGUCUUUUCACACUCCAUCUAUCUCCCUCAAUAAUUGAUCUUAAUGACCACCUGCAGCCAAUUGAUCAUCUCUCCUCCCAUCUCCACUGUAUCUCCUCUUUCUUACUCCAGUUCUUCAGCUGCUUGUACAUUUUCUGUUGCUAAUGGCUAAAAUAUUGCAUCGGUCUUGCUUUAUUUGGUGUUUUGCUGGAGUAUCUGAAGGGUCAGUGUCUCUUACAUGUUUUUAGAGUCAUGCCAUGCAUUGAUGGAAACUUUGCAUGCACAUUGGUCAGUUCACAUCCCUUAUCGAAGAUUACGCCCAGGCAGUCGUGACAGCAUGAAGUAUUCAAGGUCAUGUGAUGAAAAUUCCAUCCUCAAAUACAUAUCAAUCAGCCCUUGUAUUGAACUGUUCAUAGACCCUCAAUAGUUUGCUGAUGACGCUCUGCUCUACCUUGUCUCCAGUGGAGGUUGUUGGAAGUAGAGAUGUAAAGCAAAAGCGUUAUUUGAUAUUUACUGGUAGCUAUUCAAAAAUAAUUCCAUUAUUGUUAUUUGCUCUGCAUGUCGAUCAUCAAACUUUGGUAGAAAAAGAUCUGCGGACAGCGCCUCACUUUCUGCUGCUGGCCUCGCUCCCAAAUGGCUGCGCAUACUUCUUGUGAAUUUGUGAUAUGCUAGUUUAACUUUGUAGAGUUUGCACUGCACUUUUUUCGACGGAGCUCCAUGCAGAACAUUUUGAUGACAUUUUGAAGUCCCUGCAUGUUUCUGCUGUUUGUAUGCUUUGUAGAAUUAACUUGCGCAACAUUUAGUGUUAUUAUGUUAUUUCGAGGUGCCGGUAAAACGCUUUUUUUGUUGUUGUUGUUGCUGUUGUUGUUAAAAACAGAACCAUCGGCACGUGAACUGUUUGGUUUUUAAAUGUUAAUGACUAUUUGAAUAUUUAAAAAUCAUUGCCAAUCCCUAGCUGGAAAAUGACCUGGAUUUGAAUAUAAUUCGAUCUAUUCAAAAACUUAAGUCGGUAUGAGGUCAGCCCAACAUGAAAAAGGAAUGUGCAAAGUAGUGCUGGGCGAUAGGACGAUAGAUAUCGUGGGCACGAUAGAAAAUGUCUAUCGUGCCAUUUUUAUCGUUUCGGGCGAUAGGCUGUAUUUUAUCCAUAGGGCUUGUGCCAUCAGAUGAUUCAUAGUAACAACAACAAUAAUUGCACAUUCAGUAAGUGUAUUUGGUGUCGAACGGGAAAGAAAACAAUAUUUUCUUACAAAGAAAAGGAUGCGUUGACAUGUAGGCUCGCAUUUCUCUUUCGAUUUUGCGACAUGACGCCGCUUUACGUGCCCUCUUCGUGUCCAGCGUCUCCCGCCGUUGCGGGUUACCUGGGUUACACACGUGAGGGAAUCAUUGUAAGCAGUGCAUAAUUUGUGCCGGAGCAAGUCGGAGCGCGAUCCGGGACCUCUUUUGAUCGAAUCCGGGACUUAUUUCAGCCGCUCCGGCACCUGUUUCAUCUGCUCCGGGACCUUCCCUGUAGAGGAUGACAUUUUUCGGGAAUUCCCGUGGGUCACGUGAUUCCCGCGGGAAUCCCACGGGAUGGGAGUCGUUUUUUAAUUAAUCCCUUGAUCGGGACGGGACGGGAAAAAAAGCAACGGUAGUGGGCAGGAGCGGGAACAACAUGAAUAGAUGAUCAUUUUCAGCCGUGUUUAACAACCAGAUGAACAGGUGCGUCCAUUUUUGUAGUCAUCUCUCAGUGAGAGCCAACACUCUUGACCGCGCUAGCAACACAAAAGAACUACAACAGUGGUUUGACUUCCUGUCAGCUGGGAGCGCGGCUGCGCAUUUCUACCCUUCAAGCCAGCAGCGAGGAAACGUAAUUUUGUGACAUUCUGUAGUUUUUCAAUCAUUUCUGGAGUCGUGGCGAAUCAAAUCACCUUACCUGUCUGCCCCUGAUAGGCGAAUAAAGCGCUCGGAUUCAUGCUCGGGUCUUCCUACGUGCUUCAAGAGUAAAGUAAACAAUGAUGGAGGCAGAGAGCAUCUUUGGAGGAGAAACAUCUAGCAGUGUGAACAACCUCUUCAAAAGAGCCCUAAAGACCUACCUUUUUAAUAAAGCCUUUGGUUAGUUUUCCUCUAUGCUUUAUGCUUUUACUACCUUGCCUCUUACUUUGCAACUCUAUAUUCUUUAUUUUUUUAAAUUCUUUUUUUAUGCCAAUCUGUGACUGUCAUUCUAUUGCUUUUUUUAUUGUUGCUGCUCUUUUUUUACUGUGUACUGUAGCACUUUGAGAUUUUUUAUAAAUGUAAAGUGCAUUACAAAUUAAAUUUAUUAUUAUUAUUAUUAUCAUUAUUAUUAUUAUUAUUAUUAUGGGGUGCUUUGGCUCACACUAUCGGCGUUUUCUGUGAGUGUUGCAUAACUUUGGGUGAGCACAGACAUGAACGCACUUCGGCCACGUAUUUAUUUAUUCAUUUUUGUAGUUUUAAGUGCUGGUCUUGUACUGGUACUGUACUAGUGCAGCUGUAUACACUUAAAUUUUUCAUAGAACUGAAAGCAUACCAUAGCUAUAUCGUGAUAUAUAUCGUUAUCGUGAUAUAAAAUGAUCCAUAUCGUGAUAUACAUUUUUUUCCAUAUCGCCCAGCACUAGUGCAAAGUAUUGUAUUUAUGGAAACUGUCUGCACUUUACCGAGUCAGCUGCUGCAUGCACCUCGAAGGGUUUCACUGCUCUGUGUGCAUGUUUAUACCAAGGGGGCCUCUUCAUGAGUCAAGUCUGCAAAAGAGGCUUGAUUGUUCAUUUUGGUAAAGAUGUUGACGAGUUCAGACUGUGGGUGAGAAUGAAGGCUCAGCAGGUUUUACCGCAAGCUGCACAUCUCUUUACCAAAACAGAGAGUUUAUCAACCAUGUGGAAACAGUCUUUUUCUUUUCUCACACUGUGCUUUUAUUUUGAAGGUGCCCCUCAAACAGCUUUAACAUCUUUUUUUCCUCUUAAUGGUCCAAGAGCAUCAACCAGGGUUUCAGGAUUUCUCACGUUUAACCCCCCGACAUACUAGACGUAACAUAACUAUCACUGAUGACCAUGACUGUCUGCAGACUGUCACCAACAUAAUGAAGUCUAUUGUCUCUGAAGCAGGAAAUACUUUCUCACACGCACGCACGCACACACAGAAAGGGGAGUGUACUCAGUUUCCUCUAAUGUUAUCAGUUCACUGUAAAGGAAGUCGGUGAUGAAGAAAGAUGUCCCAGUGUUUGCGGAGUCAUUAACUCAUCUGAGGAUCAUUAGAAAGACUGGAGAAAUGGGCGGUUAAAGCACAUACACCCAAAUAAAGAUGGGAAACCACUGACAAGCUUUUUCAUGCUGCAGACUCACCAGAAAACGUCAUGUUAAUCAUUUUAUUUUGGAAAAGCAACAAAAAAAGUGUUUCGCAAGGAGCAGAGGACAGACGCUACCUCUGGGAUAGGUAAAUGUUUUCUUAUCCAUGUGCUGAUUUGUUUGGAGUGGUUCAGAGAGUCAGAUAGAGAUUGAGUGAGACAUACAAGGAGUGAAGUUGAAGCGCAGCAGGCUGGCAGAUGGAAACAGAUAACGAUAUGACAUUUUCCACCGUGACAGACAUCUGCUGACUACUAAGUAUCUCCCCCCCUGCAUCUCGCUCUCCCUUCCUUGGCCAUUGUUGGGUGGAAAUUUACAGCUUUGGUUGUGUCAUUGUGGCUCAGAAAGGACCAAUCACAAAUUCACAUUUGAUAGUUUCAAGGAGGAAUGAGAGAAGACAGAGGAGUGAUGGAUCAGGAUUUGGUUUUGUCCUACGAAUACACAAAUCCAGAUGAUCAGGCUGAUUUAGAGUUUAAAGAAAGUCAAUGAAGGUCAAAUGUUACGACAGGAACAGAUGGUUUUUGACACAUUAGACUGGGAAACAACUAGGGCUGCACGAUAUAUCGUUUGAGCAUUGUCAUUGCGAUGUAUGUGUGCGCAAUAGUCACAUUGCAAAGCCUCCAAUGUAGGAGGCGAAUGAACUCAUCUAAUUUCAAAGGUAGCUGACUUAGGAGCACUGCAUGUAGACUCUGCAUGUGCUGUGCAGUGAUCCACCAAUCGCAUUCAUUCUUUACGCAGUUGCCAAUCAGACUCCCCCUGCCAGCCGUCAAUCAAAAUUUAGGGAGGAGGAAACCACGCCCCUGCACAUGGAGUGAGUCGCUGGUGCUGCUGGUGUUGUGUUGAGAAACGAAUACCCACUAAGAAUUACUCUCUAAACAUUUCUUAUCACUGUUUAGCCCCACAAAUAAGAACUGUAUGGGUUUCAAAUUGUACAUUUCCGUGGACUACUCUACUAUAAGCGGUGCACAUGUUGCAAGGUGAAUGCAAUUCUGUACUGGCAUCUGUUUCUCAGCUGAAUAUCGGUAACAACUGCAAUGAUCGCAAAAUGAGUAACGAACAAGAGAAAACCACCAAAGGUGAAUACUUGUUGGCAAAAAGAAAAGGAACGUCAGUUAUUUGGAAUUAUUUCGGUUACAAGAAGGAUGAUGUCGACCAAAACAUGUAUUCUGUGUUCAUCUGUAGCCACAAUAACGUCCCAGCACAAUAAGAGCUAAAAAUAUCUCUGAGACAGACAGAAGCCAUUCUACUAACAUUCACAAAAAGAGGUAAGAUCAGUGCAGGUUAACCGUCCACAAGAUUUCAGCAGUGCAGCAUAGAAUAACUUUAUAUCCCAGGGAUGAAAAAAUUGCAAUGUUCGUUUUUUCCAACAUUGUGCAGCCUUAGAAACAAUUCUGCACACAUCAAACUCUUGUGAUCCAGACUGAUUCAGGACAGUUGUUUGGAGUUUUUAUCACAGCUGUGGCUUUCUGGUUGGGUCAUGGUUUUACUAGCGCUCAGGGUUGAGGGAAGCCUAAUGAAUUCUUCUAUAUGGCACCACUUUCGUAAUAAAACCCUGCAGGUUUAAAUCUGUCAACCAAGUUUACGAUCAUGCGAAGGACAAAAUCAGAUUGUGGUUACAGUUGGCAUGGUUGUGCAGAUUUUACUCUAGAGAGUUUGGAAAGUACCAAGGCUGCCAAAUGAGAUGGAUUGAGGGUCGAGACUUUAGAGAGGAAAGGGCAGUGGUCGAGUUACAGAAAAUUUGUCAGAGUUUGUCUCUGCUCAGUGACUUUUUCAGAGCACUGUUUACAGUUGUAUAAAAAGUUCCAAAAUAAGUUAAAAUCCUUAGAUUUUUCCUGGUAUUGUAUCAGAGUUUAAAUUGUGGUGUGUUGAUGACCCGACUCUAAAGCUCGAUCUGUGUUUUAUGAGUCUGGCUCUUGACUACAUGAAAAUAAACCCCCUUUUUUCAAGCCUGUUGGCAGUCUGACACUCAGUGGGUUAGACAGUCGUCCUUAAAGUCUGCCUUUGUCUUCUGUGUCUGCAGAAUGGCUCAGAAAGAGAAACUGCAGUGCCUGAAGGACUUCCAUAAGGACACCCUGAAGCCAUCCCCCGGCAAGAGCCCCGGCACCAGGCCUGAAGACGAGGCAGAGGGCAAACACCCACAGCGGGAGAAGUGGGCCAGCAAGCUGGACUUUGUUCUGUCCGUGGCUGGCGGCUUUGUAGGUUUAGGGAAUGUUUGGCGUUUUCCGUACCUCUGCUAUAAGAACGGUGGAGGUAAGAUGAUGCUGAGUUUUAACAAUUUCAUUCCCCAUCAUGUCAUCUUUCUUCAACAUUUCACCAUCCUAAUUCCUCCCCUCUCAGGUGCAUUUCUCAUCCCCUACUUCAUCUUCCUGUUUGGCGGAGGUCUGCCGGUCUUCUUCCUGGAGGUCGCCCUGGGUCAGUUCACCUCUGAGGGUGGCAUCACCUGCUGGGAGAAGCUCUGCCCCAUCUUUACUGGUAUGUAACCCUCAUACAUUUAUAACUGCUCUGUGGGCAAACAUUGUGUUGUAUACUUAGUGUGAAGAAGCAGAAGCCAGCGUAUCGACAGUAUCUAAGGUGUGUCUCGUCUCUUGUGGGCUCUGGGGCUCGGCUCCUGGAAACCACUCCCUCAGUACUAUGGAGACAGGGUCUACAGACACGUGCUUUCAACUAAUACCCAGGGAGCAGAGUGGUGCAUUUAGCAGCUAAAGAGCAAGUUAUUUCCCGGAGGAACCAGAGGAGAUCAAUUAUAGAUAAACAAAAGGCGGAGUAUUGAACACUGGGGUGAACUGUGCGUCUAAAUCAAUCAUUCAAUGUUGUGGAGUAAAUGCUGGAUGAGUAAACAAGCAGGAGGUUACUAAAACUGGUGAUUUACAAAAAUUCCAGACCAGAUGUUUUGAUCAUCACUGGUUAAUGAACAUGCUGGUUGGAGGUGCAGCUGAUUUCAAUAAUCAAAUCCAAACAGAGUUUUCAGUUCUGAUUAUUGAUGAAUUUCUUUUUUGCUCUCCCUCUGCUCAGUCCAUCGGUCUCUGUAAAGUUCCCUUUCAGUCCAUUCACUCGGUACAACACAUAAAGUAUGGGAUAUCACGCCCUCGCGUGGCCUGACUGAAGACACCUUUAUUCACGCCUUAAAGGCAGAUGAUCUGUGGUGACGUCUGGGAGGCUCUACCUGCUCUUACAUACGUGUAACACCACAGUCAUCCUUCAGUUCUUACGCUCUUCACCUCACUGAGAACACCUCCACCGGGUCGGGUUAACUAGCUGCUGCUAGCUUAUCCUGGUCUUGUCUGUGGCUACUGCCUGAUCGAUUUUAGCUUAACUCCCCCUGUUGGUGUUAGCCUGCGGCUACCCGCGGAGCACUAAUUUCGUUCAGCUUCUGCGUCUUGUAAUGAGCGCUGAGCUCAUGAAAGUGAAGGUGAAGUCUUCUGUUCGCCCCUGUCCUCAUGGAGAUCUUUCUCGUGAAGGGAGAAGCCGCACCCCUGAGGCUUGUCCCAUUUGCCUGGGGAUUGUCCACGCCAGGAGGGCGUUGACUGAGCCCGAGUCCUGUCACUGGCUUUGGAGCUUAACCCUGGGAAGGCGGGUCAAGUUUGUGGAGAAAAUACUAGGAAAAACUGCUGUUGUGCUGCACGAUCCCCUCCUCUCUGAGUCCCGGGACCCGGCUUCGUCCGAGUCUGGUGGUGAGGACUUUCUGGUUGAAGGCUCAGGUGGAAACUGGGCAGACCAUGUGGAGUGUGCCAACGGGUCAGCUAGAUUUGAGCCGGGCUCCUCCGAGGGCGCUGGCAAGCCGCUAUCCGGGCUAGCUUUUUACCAGGAGGACAUCGGCCUGGACGUGCAGGGAUUUUCAGAGGGUGAGCAGGAGCCAUUGUCUUCGGGUCAGUAUGCCGCUGCUGCUGCUCUGGUUGAGCUGGACGACACAUCCUUCCUCUCACUCUACUGCCAUGCAGCUGAGAAACUGGAAGUAGAAUGGCCCUCUCCUCCACCGGCUCAAAAACCAUCGCGGUUCUCUGUUUUUUUUCUCCCACCUGAACUGAUGACUGUUAAGAACAGUUUGCCCAUGUUCCCGGAUUUUGUCGUGGAACUAACCUCGACAUGGAACAAGCCGCUGUCCACCCGCGCCACAGUGCCCGGUUGUGGACAGUUUCUGGAUCUGGAGGGAGCUGAAAAAGCUGGUUUGGUGAACCCUCCGCCUAUGGAGGCGUCCCUGGCAGCCUAUCUGGCCCCGGACGAAAAUAAUGGUGUUGGUAGCCCCAUCAUGCUCCCAUCCAAGGUUUUCAGCGCAGGUUUUUGCUGCAGGUUUUCAGCGUCACAGCUGGAUAAGAUUUACAGGACACAGGCUAGUACAGGCCAUGCACUGUGCUCUGUCACCAUGCCUCAGACAUAUCAGGCUAUGUGUCUGGCAGAACUCGGCUCGCGUAUGCCUCCUGACAGUCCGCUUUCUCCUCUCCUCAAUGAGGUUAGGGUCGCCACAGAUAACAUUCUCCGUGGGUCCCGCUGUGUAGUGCUCUCUCUAGGUAGAGGCAUGGCUUCCACGGUGGUGGCGCAGAGGCACCUGUGGCUGACUCUCUCCGACUUUCCGGAGAGGGACAGAGCGGUCUAUCUUGACAAGCCUGUGUUGGCCAGCGGUUUGUUUGGGCAGUCCUUUCAACGCCAUUCAGGCUAAGUUUGAGCUGAGGAAGAAACAAACUGAAGCUUUGAGAAGCAUCAUCCCCAGGCGUGAUGCGUGGCCCAAACAACAGGGUUAUCUGCACAAAUCGGCACCAGCACCUCCCCCCAACAGGAUUGCAGCACCCACCAGUUUGGGGCCCCAGCCGGUGAAGCGGCAUGUACCCGGUCAGAACCCACGCCCCUCGGCUUGGAACAAGGGUCCGCCACUGAGCCACCGAGGGCAACAACCCCUCCCCCACAGUGCUGGAGGUCAGUCGACUGAAUGUUCAUCUCCCUCGGUGGCACGCAUGCGCAGUCUCACCAUGGAUUGAGAGAACCGUUGCCAUGGGCUACCGCUUACAGUUCAGGGCCCGGCCGCCUUGCUUCCACUCUGUAAUACACACAGUUGUACCAGAGGAAGCAGCAGCAGUGCUGAGGGAAGAAAUAAACAACUUGUUGAACAAGAGAGCAAUAAGAGUUGCUCCCGCUUCGGAAACGAACAUAGAUUGGUACAGCCGUUAUUUCGUUGUUCCGAAAAAAGGAUGAGGGCUCCGUCCUAUUCUAGACUUGUUUUAAACAAAUACCUACGAACUUACAGGUUCAAGAUGCUAACACUCAGACAGCUACUGGGCACGAUCAGACCGGGAGAUUGGUUUACAACUAUCGAUCUGACAGAUGCUUACUUUUACGUAGCGAUAUAUCCGCACCACAGGCAGUUUCUAAGGUUUGCAUUCGAGGGCAUAGCCUACGAAUACCUGGUGCUGCCAUUCGGCUUAUCACUCGCCCCCCGAACAUUCACCAAAUGUGUCGAGGCGGCAUUGGCUCUGCUACGGGAGAAAGGUGUUCGCAUUUUAGCCUAUCUAGAUGAUUGGGUGCUAAUUGCAAGCUCCAGAGAGCAAGCAGCGGCUUAGCUGUCAUUGACCCUAUCGCACAUCCAAACACUAAGCUUUUCGGUUAAUAUACAGAAAAGUUCACUGACUCCGAGUCAAAAGGAAUCAUUUCUCAGGUUGGAAAUAUGCUCCGUUUUAACCCGAGCACGUCUGUCAGAAUGCAGGGUGGCUGCGUUUCGCCGCUGACUUGCACAAUUUCAAUUGGGACGCAGACUGUGUUUCUGGACAAUUUUACAGCUGACAGGCAUGAUGGCAUCUAUGAUCGCUGUCGUGCCACUCGGACUGAUAAAAAUGAGAGUGUUUCAAUGCUCCGGGGGGGGGGUCCUCUUGUGAGAGAGUGGAGAUUGCACCCACUAGUGGUGGCUCAGAUAUGGGACUGCCUCGGCAGGGCAGAAGUAGAUCAUUUUGCCUCCAGAGCAAAUACUCAUUGCCCCCUGUUCUUUUCCAUAACAGGCUGCAAUGCUCCCCUGUGAAUGGAUGCGCUAGCUCAUCCAUGGCCCUGGUGGUUCCUCGCUGGCCGGCAAAGUUGUGGUACGCAGAGAUAAUCAGGCAGCGAGGCCCUGGCAGCUCCCUUUUUGCAGGGAUCUCCUCUCUCAGAACUGUGGCGACUACAUGCUUACCUGUUGAAAGGUCCAACUUAAUAGCCCAGGGUCUGCCCCCAAAUGUGGUGGCAACAAUCCAGAGGGCAUCAUCUACUUGGGGCCUAUAUGCCUAUAAAUGGCGGGCGUUUGAGCAGUGGUGUCAGGACCGAAAUGUAUUCUUAUUUCAGAGUUCUAUUGUGGAUGUUUUAACAUUCCUUCAGGACCUGCUGGAUAGGGGUCUCUCUUUCUCAACAAUUAAAGUCUAUUUUGCGGCUAUAUCUGCAUGCCAUGUUGGCUUUGAUGGUGUGACGCCAGGCACUCACCCUACUUCUAUGUGCUUCCUAAAGGGAUUCCGCAGGCUAAGAUCUGUUCUUAAACCCAGUUUUCCCUCAUGGGAUUUAGGGCUGGUGCUUGAGGCUCUUGGUGGACCCCCAUUUGAGCCUAUUGAGUCAGCAGACAUGAAAUUUCUUUCAUACAUACAAGACUGCACUACUACUUGCUUUGACGUCUGCAAAGCGAGUGGGCGACCUUCAUGUUUUGUCUGUGCAUCCCUCUUGUACCCAGUUCACUCCGGAUGGAUCUAAGGUUACAUCUGGGGAUAAGAUUAUCCCCACAGCCUAUAGCUCUAUGAGUUUUGAGCUGCUGAGCUUCUGCCCCCCUCCAUUUGCAUCUGAGGAGCAGAGGACCUUGCAUCCCUUGUGUCCUGUGUGUGCACUACGCACUUACAUAGACCGCACUCAGAGUGUGCGUUUAUGUGACCAGUUGUUUGUCUGUUUUGCUAAUCCAGCCAAGGGGAAGGCGCUGUCUAAGGGGCGGCUUUCCCACUGCAUUGUGGAGGCUAUCUCCUUAGCAUACAGCAGCAGGGGUCUCCCGUUGCCCCAAGGUUUGAGGGCACAUUCAACCAGGGUAAUGGCGGCCUCUUGGGCCUUGUUUCAAGGGGUUUCCGUGGGUGAUAUCUGCACGGCAGCCAGUUGGUCAUCACCGCACACUUUUGUUCGGUUUUAUCGUUUGGAUGUGACAGCACCUUCAGUGGCUCACUCUGUCCUUUCUGCUGGGUCUACAAUGCACUAAAAGUUUUGGAGGUUUUACUUCGGUUCGGUGGCUGCUCUGCGGGGCGUGUAUAUAUGUCCCAUACUAUAUGUGUUGUACUGAGUGAAUCGACUGAAAGGCAACGAAAUGUUAUGAAUAUAACUUCUGUUCCCUGAAGGAGAGGAACGAGGUACAACACUGGGUUGCCCCACUGCGCGGCAAGGCUCAGUGAAGAGCGGCUAUCGAAAUGAAGGAUGACUGUGGUGCUACACGUAUAUAUGUGCAGGCGGAGCCUCCCAGACGUCACCAGACAUCGCCUGCCUUUAAGGCGUGAAUAAAGGUGUCUUCAGUCAGGCCACGCGGGGGCGUGAUAGCCCAUACUAUAUGUGUUGUACCUCGUUCCUCUCCUUCAGGGAACAGAAGUGAUAUUCAUAACAUUUCGUUUCUUUGAGUUUAAAUGCAGUUGUCAAACCUGCUUAAAGCUGAAAUACUGCCACCUAUUGGUCUGGAAGAGUACAUCUUUGUAACGCAAACUUAAUGAAAUCAGAACCAUGGUGUGAGGACACGCCCCUCACAUCCAAAUAUUCUCAGUGAUAUUUUAAUCAUGUGAAACAGUUGGAGUCCACUCUUCACUGUAGUCAGAGAGGUGGUUCUCACACACCUCGGUGUCUCCUCUAAUGAUGGGCAGAGUUUUUUCCUGCCAAGCUACCAGCUUUAAAUUUUUCCAGACCUCUGUUGUUUUUCACAGAGGAAUGGCUGUGCAACAUAAGGCUGAGUCACACCAGACUCUCCACCAAUCAGACGGCUGAGACUUUACCCUGCAACCGUUACCAGGCAACCAGACCUGCUCUGGUACACCAACACACUGAGGCCUCCAUUCUGCUCAACCCUUCUGCAGCUCAAAUCUUGUCUCCUGUGAAAACGUUCUCUCCACCAAGAAAGAGCAUUUCGAUUCUUCCACGUCUCCUCCUCACAGCAUAUGGGAUCAGACACAGACCCAUUUUCUGUCUUUUCGUUUCUGUUCCUUCACUUUCUUUACCAUACUUCCCCUCCUGGGCUCUUUUUUUAAUUCCUCCAUCAUUUCUUCUCUCCUUCUGUCUGCUCCCACCUCAAUAAGGUUAACAUUUUCCUCUCUCUUAAAUCUCUACUUUUUUUUUCCUUUUUUAAAUGCACUCACAUUAAUAUCUAUAUUUCAAUAUUUAGAAACCGUCUUUCUUUUCUUUCAGACGCACCUCCCCGCCUUGACUCGCUCACACACACAGACACACACACACACACACACACACACACACACACACACACACACACACACACACACACACACACACAAGACGGUGUACAGAGUGUCCCAAAUCACAUGUUGCUACAGCAACAGCGCAGCAACACAUCAGAGAGGGAUGGAGAGAGAGAAUGAUAAGACAGAGAGAUCAGAGGCACAGGGAGAUGGGCUGAUAAAAAAGAGAGAAACUGGGGGAAACAAAAGCAGGGAUGGAGAGGAGUGGCAUAAAGGGAAGAGAAAAACAAAAAGAGGAUGGAAAUAAAAGGAAGCAACAACAACAGCAACAGAGUGAGAAAUAGAGUGAGAUUUACAGGAGGCAGGAUGGAGGAAACGAGGAGGAGAGAAAGGAAACAAGGAGGGAAACAAAGCAUUAACAGACAACAGUUAUAAUAGGAAUGAGUGAAUCAGGUGACCGCCAAGUGAGUAGGGUGUGUUUAGAUGUACAAAAGAUAAUGAAUAAAAAAGAUAAUGCAUAGAAAAUGUACCAAGCUGAACAAAGUGCACUUUAUUUACAAAUUCUACAAAUAAAUGCAUCUUUGUAAUGACCAUAUGAUCCUUCCCCUUUCUGUUUAUGUGCAUAUGUGAAAAGGCUGAGGGAGGGAGAGCAGCAGCAAAGACCCCCCCCCCCCCAAGGGUAAAGACAUACGCAGGCUUCAGUGACAAUCCACAUGACCUAAAAUCUGACAUCAUUAGAAGAAGGAGCUUGGAAGGAGGUGGGGAGAGCAGCAGCAAAGGACUUGGAGGUCCAGAACAGAGAUGUAGGCGGGCCUUAGCAGUUUAAGUAGAACUCACAUCUGGACUUGUCCAAAUUGAACAUGAGGGAAGUUGGUGAGACGAUCAGGUAGGGCCGGGCAAUAAAACAAUAACGAUAUAUAUCGAAAAUUAAUUAACCUCUAUAUCAAUAUAAAACACAGUCAAUAUGCUUUUUGAUAGUCUGCCAUGUUUUGGUAGACUACAUGAACAACCAAUGAAAAGGGGAGUUUCUCCGUGCUGAACCAAUCAUGUGGUGAAUUAGAACCAAGUAGCAAACAACUGCAUAGUAGCAGGCUGCAGCUACACGCAACCAUAGCACUUUAACACGUGAAGCUGACAGCACUGUUGGUGAAAAAUGCAGAUGAAGGUUUAACUGGCACCAAAACGUCUGUGUAGAGGUUUUUUUUGUUGAGGUCAGACAUGGAGCAGAGUAAUGUGCACUGCAAAUUAUGUUGAGUACAUGUUCUCGCAAAGUCGGGGAAUACCUCCAAUCUUUUACACCACCUGGAGCGGUGCCACGCGGCAGAGCAGGCGCAAUGCAAAAGGUUACAAACCCGAGCGGAGCACGGAGCCCAUGGCGCCUGUGCAGCCGACCAUUCAGUCCGCUUUCUCUAGCGCAACGCCUUACGACAAAACGUCAGAGACACAAAGACCUCACAGAUGCAGUAGCUUUUUAUAUUGCAAAAGACAUGCUACCAAUAAGCACCGUUAAAUUAUUUUUUUUAUACUGUGAUAUGUAUCGAUAUCAUCUGAUAUGAAAAAAUAUAUAUCGUGAUGAAAGUUUCCCCAUAUCGCCCAGCCCUACUAUCAGGUACAGCGCACAGCUGAUGUUUGACUUGCUUUGGCAGUUUCUCUAUCUGACAGGAAACAAUUUCAGGGAUGAUUGUAACCCACGUGAGAGAAUAUAGAGCCACAUGGUCAAAGUCAUACAAGAAACACACUGUGGACUUUGGUCCUGCUUCUUAACACUGCUGUCCAUUUGAAGAAAGACUCUUCAGGUGCUCCCUCAGGUCCUCAUUUCUGCCCUGAAAAGAGAAUUAUAGUUUUAUCAUUCACUUUUGUUUUCAGGCAGUUAAGAGUUUAUAAUUUAUUCUCCCAAAUGGACUUAAUAUGUCACAUGUCCCAGUUGCAGCAGACUUUAUCAUCCCAGUGGGGAUCAUCAUGUCAUGUGCUCAAACACAGUUUCACAGUGUAUUUGUGAAAAUAUUGAUUCUUAAUGCAAAUAGACAACACAGGGAGGUCAGCUGAGGUCAGGGGAUGAGGACAAAAAUGACAUCAUGGAGGAGAACACAUCUGUUUGUUUGAUCAGCACUGUUCCAUGUGAUCCGUGUGUAUGUGUGUGUGCGUGUGUGUGCAUGUGUGUGUGCGUGUGCGCGCGUUAAAAAGAUGGAGCAGUGAAAAAGAUUUCACAUUCUCUCACACACACACACACACACACACACACACACACACACACACACACACACACACACAUAUACAGAUGGCCUAUGACGUUGAAGGACAUUAAUUUGGAUGAGUGGUCUCAGCAGCAGUGUGUGUCCACUGACAGUACACAUACUCUCUCACACACUCCAGUCCUACUAAUAAACUUAUGAGUACAUUCAGGGAUCACAGUCAUGACAAAACCUCAAACUUAAAAUCUCAUUCAUCUUCUAAUCUGCACCCAAAUCCUGACUCCUACACCCGCCCCUGUUAAAAGGGAUUUUCUUAUCUCUGUAUCCAUGUUAAGGACACACACACAUGCACACACUCACACACACACACACAGGCACGCACAUGCAGUGGCUUUGUGUCAAGGUCAGUAUUGAUGCAGAUCCUCAAACCUGGUUUCCAAGUCUUAGAUUAGAUUAUAGAUUUUAUUUCGGUCAUAAUACAAAAUAAACAGAAAAGAACAAGGCAGGUAAGACAUAUACAUAUGUAUAUAUAUAUACAGUAUAUACAUAUAUAUAUAUAUAUAUAUACGGUUUACAUGAUUGUUUGACCGAAAAGGUUUAGGGCUGAAGCCGAAGCUUAAAGUCCUUCAAACUAAUGAAAUAAUCCAGUUUAAGGUGACCCUGAAGCUCAGACUGAGACGACAUCCACCAAACCUGGCCCCCUGCUUUCAUCAGAUACAUCAUAAGCUUUGACGUCUUCUUUUCUGGCCAAUCAAAACUCAGCAAAAUGUUAUUAUUUUGACACAAACUCUCUUUCUCUCUCUCUCAUCCUCCAGGUAUUGGUUACGCCUCCAUUGUGAUUGUGUCCCUGCUGAAUAUCUACUACAUCGUCAUCCUGGCUUGGGGCCUUUACUAUCUGUUCCAGGUCAGUCAGAGAAAGUGAACUGGUUCAAACUGAACCCUAAACCCCUCCUUCCUCCCUCUGACUUUAUUUAUGCCUGUCCCGAACUUUAGAGUUAAUUCAGAGUUUUAUAGAUAUGCCAGUGACGCAGAAACUAAAGGUCUUCCUCUUGUGUGUUAGGGUCAGACGAAAGAUUACAAACAGAGUAAUUCAUUCAAGAGGUUUAGCCCUCUGAGAGAGACUACAUGAGCUAUCAGUUCAACAGUUUAAGAAUAAAGUUCCUGAGUGGAUUUCAUCAUCUACAGUACAUAAUAUCAUUCAAAGAUUCAGAGGAUCUGGAGAAACAAGGACAAGGACCAAAACCAGGACUGGAUGGUCCUAAACUUCAGGGCAUUAAAAACAGACAGGACUCUGGAGUGGGAAUAACCGCAUGGAAAUGAUAACUGGACUUACUUGAGACGUUUAAAACAUCUCAAGUAGGUCCAGUUGUCAUUUCAACGAAGAAUUGGAAAUCAUAUAUGCUGCAUCCUUAGUUUUAAUCACUGCAUGGACUCAUGGGGGGCGGGGUACGUUCUUUAGGCAUAUUCACAAGAACAUGAGCAACCUAAACUCUGUAAAACCAAGUGCAAGAAAGCUGUGUUCCUUGAUUCCCUGUUUUAUUUGGGACUUAGACAUAAAAUCAUCUUUUCAAAACAAAAACCCUCAUUAAGUGAUUUUAAGUGGUGGUUAGAGUGUUUACUGGAACUGUCAGGACCUCUGCUACCAAUCAUGAUCCAAAUCCUAAUUGUUUCUCUGUUGUAACUCCAUCUUUUUAUGGUUUCAGUGUUUUCAGCCAGAGCUGCCCUGGGCCAAGUGCAAUCAGCCCUGGAACACCGACCGCUGCAUCGAGGACACCUACCGCAAGAACAAAUCCCUCUGGCUGGCCGCCAAUGCCUCCAACUUCACCUCCCCCGUCACUGAGUUUUGGGAGUGAGUUACAAAAAAAAACAUACGUGCACAGUUGUGUAACCAAGCAUGCGACUUUUUUUCAUGUGGAAAGUUUGGUUAAGGUGCAGCGUCCUGGUAGAUGACCUGGUAGGAAGAUGGAAGUGCUGAAUUUUGAGGCAAUCCAGAGAGGGUUGAUUUCUUUCAAUUUGGUUUGCUGGCAGUGGUUAAGACAAAAAAAAAGUGCCCUAAAACAUUUGGAAAAGACAGCGACUGGGGGGUUUACUAUGUUUAAAAUCUUGUUUACUUAGCAGACUGUGUUGUGAGAGGUGUUUGGUGCUUAUGAAAUCAGUGAUCCUGCAUAAAAACACCCUCCUGCAGAGCAUCAACUGUCUUUGAAUCAUUGAAAUGAUCGUGGAGGGUUGAUUUGCAGAAAUCAACUCGCUCCCUGACCCUGCUUCUCCUUUAUUUUGCAGACAUAAUGUGCUUGGUAUCACUGGUGGUAUAGAGCAGAUGGGUCCUGUUAAAUGGGACCUGGCUGUGUGUUUACUGCUUGUUUGGGUCAUCUGCUUCUUCUGCAUCUGGAAAGGAGUCAAGUCCACUGGCAAGGUAAAUAUUUAUCUGUGUCUUCCUCUGCUUUCCUUUGUUUACUGUCAUUCACAUAGUUUUUUCUUGUAUAAGACUGAUCCUAUCAAAGUUUCUGAUUCCUCUUAAACUUGCUGAACUUCCCCUUUUCUCUGAAAGUUUUAUCUCUUCUUACUCAUAAUGCCUGCUUGAAUUAUGACAGGCUGAUGGUCAUAUGAUGUUGUCACUCCAGCCAGAACAACAGGGGUCCGUUUCACAUAGCAGGUUUAGUGGAAACUCUGAGUUUGUUAACCCUGAAAUCAGGGAAACUCUGAGUUUUCCGUUUCACAAAGGAGGGUUAGUUAAACCAGGGAGAGAGGGGUAACUCUAACCUGUUUCACAAAGAGAGGUAACUCAACCUCGCGGUCAGUUACCACAGUAACAGACUCCGUGAACCUAACCUGCUCGGGAGCAGGUUUAACUCAGUAAACCCAGAGUUUCAGGUGAGACAUCGGCAUUUUCUCAUUUUGAUCAUGUUUUACAUUGUCAAGUAAGUAUUAAGUGGCAGUUUGAUCCCUUAAAAAAUUAUCUUUUCACACUCAAAACUGAAUUUUACUCUCUUAUUAUGUUCUCCCCCCCCCCCCCCCCCCCCCGUUCGACGAUCGCGGCCGGUCCGAUCGCAAAUCCCCCCCCCCCCCCACAGACACAGACACACACACACACACACGCACACCAGUCCGACGAUCGCCGCUACGGGGUGGGGGUUGCGAUCGUCGAGGGGGGGGCAGCUCCUCUGCCUCUGUUAAAGGUGGAGCUGCUGGGCCACCACCCGUUUUUCUGGCAUCUGCCCUCUUUCUGUUUCCUGAGUGAAAGUCUAAUAUUGAGUGUAGUGUGUGUUAGUUUAAUAUAUGUACAUAUACAUACUGAGAGUUAGUUUAAUAUUCCUAAUCAUUUAACGGAACAUCAUAAGAGAGUAAAAUUCAUUUUUGAGUGUGAAAAGAGCAUUUUCUAAGGGAUCAAACUGCCACUUAAUACUUACUUGACAAUGUAAAACAUGAUCAAAAUGAUUCAAGCAGUUUCCCUGCAACAGUCUGUCAUUGUGAUUGCACGAGACUAGAUUUAAAGUUACGCAUUGACGCGAGCAGCGAUUUCCUCCCAAGCCCUCUCCCUCUCCUUUGCAGCUGCUGCUGUAUUGAACUUUCUUUUACAAACGUGCUGUAAUUCGCUGUUGGCUUGCUGCUGCCCCCUCCUUCUCCCUGUUUCCAUUGGUUGAUCAAUGAAUCUGCGCUCCACAGAUGCUGGCUGUUUAUGUCUGGCGUGCACGUGCUUAACUCCAGGUCAAACUACUCGGAGUUGUUAAAACCGUCUCAAAUCAGGUAUUGUGAAACCGGAAACUCAGAGUUUCCUAACUCAGAGUAGAUCAACUCAGAGUUAAGGAUUUAACUCAGAGUUUGUUGAACCACCUACGUGAAACGGACCCCAGGAGUAAUGUUGGAAUCUGGGAGGGCCGAGGGCUGCUGCAAGUGCAUGUAGUGUUAUACUGAUGAACCCCGAAUGAAGUCAGGUUAAACUGAAAUGGGAACAAAAAAAAAAAUCAUUUUCGGCCACAACGUCGAAAAGAAUUGAAUCUGAAAUGAAAUUGUUUGGUAAGACCAUAUGAAUUUCAGAUUUACACAUAUUUCCGUGUCAGGAAAUAACUGAAUCCCAUCAAGGCAACAUCUGGUUUCACUUUGCUGUACUUCCUCUCAGGGCUUGGCAGCAGCAUUGCAACAUAGGGGUAAAGCUCUCUCAUAUAUCGUAUAAAUUAAGACUUCUUGAAAGCUAGUGAGGGUGUGACAUUCUUAGAAGUUUGAAACAGUCUUGAUCCUCACAAAGAUUCAUUGUGCUUUCUUCUGUUUGUAAAUGAGGAACUGCUAAGCGUCUUCACCAUAUGACACAUCCUUAAGUCACAUGACCACAUUCACACCACUGACAGGGACCAUCCACAAUCGCCAACACUGCAUUUACACACUGAGAUUGGCAGCAAUCCGGUGUUCGAUUUGCCAAAUACUUUUGCAUCUAAACUGUGGGAGCAGAGUUCAAGCUGGCAACCUUCCCACUAAGAGAUGACCACCUCCACCUCUGAGCCACGGCCCACUGAGUAAACAUGUCUCAGGGAAGCUGUUCCUAAAGUGACGUUUUGAAGCCAUAAAAUGGCCAUCACCAAACUGGGAAUGUCUGGUUGUCAGUCAAGACAGCCACGCACCAAAUCAUGCAAACCUUGUAACCUUCAGAAUUGGCGAGUUUGAAAAAAUUUUACAACUUAAAAAAAAUUAUUUUAUAACUUUAGAAAUGGGGUUGUCAGACUGUAGCCUUUUUGCCUUCCUGGCUGUACAUGUGUAUUUUAACAUGGGAUGUAAGUGGUCCCCCCACUGCUUUUGGAGAAAGCCUCAAGUGGACAUUUGAGGAACUGCAGUGUUUUGUUUUUUGCAUUGGCUUCUUCUCACCGCUUGCCCUCUCCCUCUAUGAUAAUCUGGAAAAGCUGAGCUAACCAACUAUUUUAAUUUAAAAUAAGAAAUAAAAGGAGCAAAUAAAAAGUAUACUUUUAUUGAGAAACUCCUUUAACAAAGCCAUCAUGUUGUCUAACGCUGGUUUGUUGAAGUCCUGUGUUUGGCAUUAUGAUCACCGCUGUGCAUUGAGGGAUCUUAUCAAAAUUUAAGCCCGAUAUUAUACCGCUUCAGUUUAACAAGAUAUUUGAAAGAUUUUAAAGUCACAUAAUUUAAUGCCUAACAAUACCUGUUAUUGUAUUAUUUUAUUGGGAAUCAGCAGGUAAUUAGAGAUUUACAAGGUUUUCACGGCUUUACAUCCAAGAACCAGGGCAGAGGAUUCAUGCACUGAUACUCGUCAUUAAGUAUUGACUGAUGGAUGGGGCUGUUAAUGCAUGUUAAAGGACAAUAUUUAAGACCCUGUUCAGUUGCUGCUUCAACAUUAACAACAACAACUCACACACAGACUGGAGGCCGCUCAAUCAAUCCCAGACAGCUCUUUUUGUAGCCUCAACACUCUGUAUUGAUUGUCCAAGCCUGAUUUAUGCUUUUUGGUUGCUCCGAGCUGUAACUCUUGUAAUAAAGUUGCUCCUACAAGGCCAAGUGCUGUCACCGCUCCCUAAAUAACACAGACUGAUACACAGCUAUUGAUUGAAGCAACAUACUAUGGUCUUGGAGCUCAGGAUCGAAAAAUAGCCCCCAGAGUUAACAAAUUUAUCUGACAUAAUCUCCCUCCAUGACAAAAGAAGUAUUUUCAAGUUGGGGAAAUAACAAAUCAGAUUCUUUCUUUGUGUUGAGUCAUUUCCAGAACUGGAGCUGAUCCAGCCUUUAGAGGUUUACUCUGUGGAGUGACACUGACUGGUGUUGUUCUGUUUGUGGUCCUCCUCAGGUGGUCUACGUCACUGCAACGUUCCCAUUUGUCAUGCUUAUCGUGCUGUUGAUUCGUGGUGUGACACUGCCAGGUGCUGCUGAGGGCAUCAAGUUCUACCUGUACCCUGAUCUUGCUCGCCUGAAAGACCCAGAGGUAGGUACCCCUAGACUGUUUGGGUUCCCAUUUCAUCGUUGGGUUCCACCAAGUGGUCCAAUCCAGUUUGGUUUGGUGUGGUGCACAAUUAUAGUGUGUUUCCACUGUCAAAAGUUAGGUCAAAACCAAUCUGCACCGUCCCUGUCAUGCCUGCAGAACCCUUGCAUGUAAGGUCGGCUCUAGAAACACAUGCAAGACAAGGAUUUACUGCACUGAGCCAUACCACACUGUCCUGGACUAGACUGGACCAUUUGCUGGAAAUGGCAAUCUUAUGACAAAGGAUCACAGUGCUUGUACACUGACAGUCUAAUUAGCAAACAAUGGUUUAGUCCACCCCUCAUACCGGACAUCUGAUUGGACAUUUUUCAGUACUUCUGGUCUAGUUUCCCUCAUCAGCAGGCCUCAGCCUUUCUGUCCCCACUUUCUCAUUCUUGCUUGGUAGGUCUGGAUCGAUGCUGGCACCCAGAUCUUCUUCUCCUACGCCAUCUGUUUGGGCGCCAUGACAUCCUUGGGGAGCUACAACAAGUACAAAUACAACUGCUACAGGUGAGGCGUCAGCUUUUAGUGAGGAGGUUAGCUAUAGUGACGGGAUCCUUGUGUGUUCAUUAACAAAUCCUCCUCAUGACAUAUGUGUGACAUAGGGACUGUUUGCUGCUGGGAGCCCUCAACAGUGGUACCAGUUUUGUGUCUGGCUUCGCAAUAUUUUCCGUCCUGGGCUUCAUGGCACAAGAGCAAGGGGUGGACAUUGCUGAUGUGGCAGAGUCAGGUACGAGGGUCCUGUAAGGGCGGCAGUGAUGGUGGGCGCUGCUUCCUGGUUAAAAACUACAAAAAAAAAAACAAAAACAAAAAAAAAACAGUAUUUACAAAGAAAAACAGCAACGAAACCGAAAGAGCGAAUUCACAAAGUUAUUCAAAAUGGAUCCCUUGACUGAUUUCAAAUGAAGGCAUCGCAUUAUGGAAGUUUCCGCAAUCAAACACACCUUGACAAAAGCAGAGUGAGAGUGCAUUUUUAUUGGUUGGCUGUUUCAGCAUAAAGGCAGUUUAAGAACGACUCUUUAAAAAAGUGACAGUUUAUUCUUUGAAUUAGGUAAAAUGUCGAUAUGCAGAGCGUCUUGUGCCAGGGGUCGAGUUCGAGUUCGAGUUCUAUUGAGUUCUAUGCUGAAGGUUCUGUUUGUUGGUUCUGAGAGGCUCCUCGUUGCUUCGUCUAGGAGACAAACGGGCUUUGCCUUUGUUGUGGCUCCAGUGCAUUUGUGCGAGACAUUGGCAAUAUUUUUGUGUUUCUGAGUCCAUGGACCUGAGACAUACAGAUGUAUAGAGUUCAGGUGGAAGUUUUAGCCUGGUUUAUGAUAAAGCCACACAUCAGAAGAUAAAAACGGAGAAGUGGAAGUUAUUUUUGGGGCUUGUUGGGAAACUUUUGCUGUCUUCUGUGGAUAUAUUGCUUUCACACUCUAAGGACAUCCUCUCGGACAAAGAGAAUUAAACCUUUUAAUUUUUCCUCCCAUCAAAACAAUAAUACUAUUAAGGCCAAGUCUUUCGUAGCACCGUGAGCUAACUUCAAGCUCUGCUAAUGCCCAGAUGAUCUCUUCAUUCAGUACCAAACAAAGGUUUGACAAUAGAGGACAACAUCAGUGCUAGGUCAGGGGAUUGACUUGAUAUAAGGACUUUAAAGGGUCUAGACAGAGCACAGCAGUCUUGCUCAGUCGAGAACAUUUUCCAUUGAACACAGUUUGGUUUUUCCAGUUGAUUGUAAACUCAACUUUUCUAAAGUGCAGUUUUUACGUCUUCUAUAGACAUGAAAAAUAAUUCCUACAUUGUUUGAAGAGGAAUCUGUCUUUAGCUACAGUUUUCAAGAUUUGGUAAAAAGACAUUUGGAGACCAGAUAUUACAUUAUUUUAAAACCUGGGUCCUUGUUUUAUAUUUAUGGAUCCAAAUUUUUUUAAAAAGUGAAAACAUUUUGGCAUUGCUCCAGUAGAUUUUUCAGCCAACAGCCAGAAACAGGCCGCAAUGUAAUCCCGGGGUGCAAACACACCCUGAAAGUGCGUGUUGAACCAGUGACAGGCUCCGAUUGUGUUGUAUUGUUUGACACAUUGUGGUCCAACACGUCAGACAAAGUGUACCUGUUUUCUAUCAAAAAUAACUACGUCUAGUGUUGGUGUACUUGCCUGAAGGAUUCAGUCACAGCCAUUUUUUCUGUUAAACUUCAGGUGGCUGAAAUCACCUCCUAGAACAAUGCCAAAACGUUUGCACCUGUCAGUUUCAGACAAAAGUGAGCACAGGUUUAAGAACAAAGACAUAACUCUUUAUUCCUCUGCUAGCUUUCGAGUCUGUAGGACUGGAAGUUGUCAGAGUUUUGAGUCAACGCGGUGUUUGGUUGGAUGCCUAGUCACAAUUUGCCACAAAAAGAACAUAUUUACACACCUUGGUAUCAGCUGUGAUGCCUUCCUGUUUCUUGACCUUUGUUUUUUCCUAAUUUAGCAUCAUUUAAGAGAUUGCAUCUGCUGCUGUUUUGUAAAGGCCAUUUUGCAUUACUCAUCAAAAGGAUCAAAAGGAUAAAUCAGCAAGGGAUACAAAGAGGCUGGAGUAAUGUAGCUUAGCAUGCUAAGUAUGACAUUACUGCAUCAUUGUUUCCCUUAAUCCAGAGUUUUGGGUAACUUGACUCCAUGCAACUCAUGUACUGUACUAUUUCCAAUACACACAAAUACACACACAUGCUGUGUAUGCAUCCAUUUACAGUGUGCUCAGUAAUGUUAUCAUUUCUUGGACAGACAUUCAGUUACACAAAGAGUAUUUCACAUUUCAUACAACCUCGAUUCCAAAAAGGAGCCAUGAGUCUUUAUACAAACAAAUUUGAUGGUUUACUAAUCAUGUACAGCUCCUGUCUGAUAAAGAAUAGUGCAAAGAUGAAAUAUGAAAUGUUAAAAAAAUAGAUGUUUAUUAAAAUAUGAAGCCACAUUAGAAAAAAAGUCUUGACAGGAACAACAAACGUAAAAAGUUGUGUAAUGCCUUUAAAAAAACAGCUGGAGAAACAGCGUCUAACCAAGGAGGUUAAGUUCCAACAAAACAGAUAUCUUCAGGCCCAGUUCCAGAGUCCUGUCUGUGUGACGGACAGACAGGACUCUGGAGUUGAAAUCACAGCAUGGGCUCUAAACCUCUUUCAAAAACCAUUGACUGUUGACACAAUUUAUCACUGCAUCCACUAAUGAGGUUCAAACUGAACCAUCAAAGAGGAGACCAGAUAAAACCAGGAUCCGAUCCGACCAAUCUGCUUUUUAAAAACAACUUUAAACUGAGUCUGUGUUUUAAGGGAAAAAAUAACAUUCUUAGUUUCAACAUUUCAUGUGUUACCUUUGCACUAUUUUCGGUUUAAUCUAAAUUUUAAAUGAUUUGAAAAACAUUAAAAUCUGUUUUAAUUGAUUUUGUAAUCUGUGUCCCGACUUAAAUGGAACUGAGGUCCAGAUUGUUCUGGUUCUGUGAGUCUCAAUGAAAAGGCUUUUAAACCGUGUUAGAUGUAACCAUGUGUAAGUCAUGUGACAUAAAUGCUUAAAAUCAAACAGGUAAGUAAAUAUGUGCGAGUCUAACUGUUAUUCCACUCAACAGCAUUACACAGCUAAACAGUUCUGUUCACACACACACACACACACACACACACACACACACACACACACACACAACCAUCUAUUUUUAGCUCUGUUGCACAGCUUUUAUCACACAUGCACAUCUGGCUCUGUAUUCCCCCAUUUCCUCCCACAGGGAUGCAGAUCAGAUGAGGCUCAUCAUGAUACUAAUGUUGAAUCCCCCCACCCCCCCUCCCUCUGUUUGGUCUCCCCCUUUGCCCCCCCACUGCAGGUCCAGGCCUGGCAUUCAUUGCCUACCCUAAAGCUGUAACCAUGAUGCCUUUUCCUACAGUCUGGGCAAUUCUCUUCUUCAUUAUGCUGCUGCUGCUUGGCCUCGACAGUCAGGUGAGCUGAAACAAAGAGGUGUCAGCAAAACCAGUUUUUGAGGCGACCCUCACCAAACAGUUUGAUCCUCAAUGACAGUUGAAGCCUGCACACAAGUUUAAAGGGUGUUCAACAUCAAGUUUAGGGCUAUUACAAAGCCGCAUUUUUACCUCUCCUUUAUCAAAGCCAAGACAAUCAAGAUAAAGGUUUUAUCCUGAUUUUUAUGGAAAUCUUAGAUAGGCUAUGCUAAGGGAAGUCAAAAAAUAUGGAGAAACAUGGUAAUUUAUAAACUUCAUUGAUUAAAAAAUAGAAGGAAGACAUGACCGCUAAAAAGUUUGAGAUGCUUUUAUUUUGAAAAUUUUACUGUCUCAUUUUGAUACUUCUUUGUUUCCUUUAAUGAAAUUUAUGACUGUUUUUGAUGUAUUGCUGUUCAUAGAAAUGAAUGAAAAUGGUCAGAAAGUAAACUUAUCUGUACUCCAAAGAGGCGUACUAAGGGGUUUGAAUCAUGAUAAAUCUUAAAUUAUCUGUUUUAAGAUUUAUAUGUUUUAAAAUUAGUCUAAAGAGCUACUCCUGCUCUCUACUAUGAACCAGUUCGUCACAUGGGAUGCCUGUAUUUUAGCAAGAAACCAACUUAGAUGUCGAUACUGGUGCAUUGGGACCACCUUGAUAUUGUAUACGACCCGGUAAGAUUGUGACUCUGUUCAAGUGGUGCAAAAUCCAAAUACUGCCAAAUAUAAAUGGGUUGAAUUGUCUGCAAAGCUUAAUCUAAAAGACAGCCAGGUUUUGAGACUGUUCCUGUAAACACACACAGGGGAAAAGUCUACGCAUUGUCCUCUGCUUCAGUCUGCACAUGCAGUUAUUAACAUGAGUGCUGACAUGCCAUGUCUGAGCCAACAAAAUCACACGUACAGAAAACAAACAUGCUCAAGCGUGUCGCUAAGCUGGACUGAUCAGGUUUUUUUACAUGAGGUUUCUGGUAACCUUUCUGUGUUUGUGUUUCUGCAGUUUGUGGAGGUGGAAGGGCAGAUCACAUCACUGGUGGAUCUGUAUCCGUCCUUCCUAAGGAAGGGUUACCGCAGAGAGGUCUUCAUCGCUAUCAUCUGCUGCAUCAGCUACCUGCUUGGACUCACCAUGGUUACCAAGGUAACAACACCAUCGGAAAAUCGCACAAAAUUGAAGUGGGAGAGAACCUGCUGACCUGAUUUCUGUCCGUGUCCCUGAGCUCAGUGCAGCAGGAACAACAGCGGCGUUCAGACAGAUAUCAGUGUCUGUCCCCGGGGAGAAGACAGGAGUAUAUUUAUACAGUCGAGUCAUGAGAACUUCCUCUCUUUCCUCCAGUAUUAAUAGACACAGAAUACCUGACUUAGCUUUUCCAAACCUUCCUCUUCCUCCUCCUCAAAUCCUAUUUCUGUCUGUUUUCCCUUUACUCCUUUCUUUUUUCACUCCUUGUUUUUGUCCCCCCCCCCCCCCCCCCGUCACAAACCACCAGCCCUCUCCCCAGCCUAUGUCCUGUUCUCACUAUCUUUCUAUUUUCUGCCCGGCCUGCCUCCCUCUUCCUCUGUUACUAUCACCCUUCCUCACCCUCUGUGUUUCCCAUGGCAACAUCUUUUUAUGGCAGCGGUGGCCUGGUUCGAGUUUAGGAUUCCCAUGAUUGUUAAAACAGUUUUCACUCACGGGGGCACGAACAUGUGUACUCGGACUCGGCAGUACUGUCACUGCCACCCACAAUGUGGGUGUGUCAGCUGCAUGUUUGGUUGGUUUUUCCCAUGAAACAUUGCCUAUACACACACACUUAUGUGUAUGUGUAUAUAUGACUGGCUUUUACAAAGUGGCUGCUCUCCAAGUGUGAAGGUUGGAGUUGAUGUUUUAUAAAGUGAAAUUUUGCCUGAAACAUCCCCUGAAAACAGUUAAAUUUUCACCCGUGUCUCUUUUGUUUGUCUCUGCAGGGUGGCAUGUAUGUUUUCCAGCUGUUUGAUUACUAUGCAGCUAGCGGUGUGUGCCUUCUGUGGGUGGCAUUCUUUGAAUGUAUAGCUGUUGCCUGGGUUUAUGGUGAGUACUAUCCUUGAAAAGCAUUUGGUUGGAUUUAAUGCAUAAAUGCUCAUUUUUUAAGUAUACAGCCAAAGCAGAUUCAGUCCCUCCUCUGUCUUUGUGCCUUGUAUUGUUAAUAACCUCUGAGUUUAAAAAGUGACACAUAAAUAGUCCUCUUGCUUCAGUAGCUGCUGUAACUUGUGGUGCACUCUGUUGCAUUUCUCUAACGAAGAAUAAUUGUCGAAAUUUGUCUGUUUUUCCAGGCGUUGAUAAUUUCUAUGAUGCUCUUGAGGACAUGAUGGGCUACAGACCAAAUCCUUGGAUGAAAUGGAGCUGGACUGUUAUCACUCCUUUACUGUGCAUGGUAGGACACACACCAGCUCAGUGUGUUUGACGUGUUUUUGACGAAGAUAGACCUGCUUCCUCAAACUUCAGCUCAUUUAGUCCUGCCCAUAACCAGAUGAAACUAGCUGAGUGUCUCUGUCCUCCUCCUCCACAGGGCUGCUUUAUCUUCUCCUUGGUCAAAUACAAGCCAUUGACGUACAACAAGAUCUACGAGUAUCCUGACUGGGCCAUCGGAAUAGGUUGGACUCUGGCCUUGGCCUCCAUGAUCUGCAUCCCCAUGGUGGUCGUCAUCAAGAUCAUCCGAUCUGAUGGGCCGCUCAUUGAGGUGGGUUUCAGCGCUACUUUGAAGUUACCGGUGCAGAGUGAAGGGAGUCACGACUUGUCAAAUACAGGUUUCUGUUCAGAAGUCCAGUGUUUCCAAAAAUGAAUAUCCAAGUCAUGUUUUAGUUCAUUUCUGCAUGGGCGAGGCUCCAUAGCAAUGUUAGCUAGGUACCUUUUUUUUUCAGAAUCUUCACAUUCAUGAAUUUCGGAUUUAACAAAAAUGAUCACAUGGUUAAGGUUCUGGAAAUAACAGCUGUUUUUAUGGUUUUGGUAUUUUUGUUUAAAUAACAUUUCCACAUUUGCACAACCAAUAGUAAACCAUUCAACUAGUGAGUGCACUCAACGUAACUGAUGUACUAUGUAUUUAUACUUAUCUAUGUUCACAUGAACUGAAACCACAACAUCCAGUGUAUCAAGAUAUAGAAGAUGCAGAAGUGCCAAAAAAUGCAACACUUUAAAUGACCACUAGAAGCUGGCCCUAAAAGCAGAGGGAUCCCCAUUGACUCCCAUUCAAAAAAAUUCAGCUUCAGUUUUUCUUUCUGAUAAAAGUGAUCAAAAAAAAAGUUAACUUCCUAAAAGACACCUCAUGGUUUAACCUGGGAAUCACCCUGUAAGUUAUUGUCUAUGAGAAGUUGGGACUCUGACCCAGCUGCUGAUUACUAGCUAAAUUUGAGACCAAUUAAACUUUCCUUUCUUUUCUGCAGAGGAUCAAGGCGGUAGCAGCUCCGGUUCGCGGUGGGGCCAGCUCCCGUCCCGCAGGACAUCGCGGCCUUAAGGAGCUGUCCGUCCCACUGGACCCCAACGGGAACAAGGGUCUGCUGAUGAAGGCGCCCACCCACACCAUCGUAGAAACCAUGAUGUAAAGGAGUGAAGCGGAGGCACUCCAUGAGAUCGCUCUCCUCUCCUCUCCUGUCCUCUGAAAUGCUUCUAAAGCUAGCUAGCUUUCUGUCUCUCUGUCUGUCUGGUGGACUGAAAAGGGUUUUAAGGAAAAAAGUUCCCGUUCAAAUCUUAAAGGAAUUUUUUGGAAGUAGUUUGCUCUUGGUGGUUUUCUUGUAAGGGUAGCAAUCACAUUUCAAAUCUGUUUCUGGAUUACUCACAAGCUGUUUUGCUUUUCUUUUGUCUUCGUAGUCAGCUUGUGACUACACAUCCCACCCUUGUCAGGUUAAAAGACAAAUGAGCUUCAGUCACUGGUCUGGUAGAUCUCUGCCAGUUCAACCAGAUAAUUAACCGUUAAACCAGCUGCUGUAUUAGAAAAAGGAAGAGUUAAUUAUUGACCCCUGGAUUUAGAAAGCCUUUUGUAGCCACAGCAUGAAAAGGUUUUCUCGAGAGAUCACCCAGAGCAGUCUUUCUUUGGCUGUUCUGGAAAAUGAAUCAGCUCUUUAGACAGAGUGUCCAAACUUUAGGGGACAGACCGCUGACUUCCAGUCAACUGAAUCUGUUGAUCUAUGCUCAACAGAAAGGUGAAUUCAGACCAAAGCAAAGCCAAUAUUUUCUGUCUCUUUCCCAGAUAAUUUGACCACAGGAUUAGAAGCACUAAUAAAUAAAGAAAUUGAAAAAUAAACCCUCAUCCCUAUAGUACAAGCAGGAUUAAAUGGCUAAAAAUGCUGCCAAACUAACUUCAUAAGGACGCAGAUUGGUGAAAAGCAUACAUGCAUGUUUUGCUCAGUCUGCCUGCAAGCUGACAAGCUAAGAAAUCUUAGCUUAUUUUUAAUGAAAACAGGCUUACCACUGAUGUCAUGGUCAACAUAAGGAAAAUCUAACCCUGGAGAGGGUUUAGGGACAGUUUAAUGGAAAGUUUCUCAUUUUUGGACCCAAUUUUGUUUUGCUGUUGGUUUGAAUGUACCCUCAGAUAUAUAGAGCUGUGUGUCAUCAGCAAAAAGGAAUUCUGAAAGUAAGAACGUCAUGUUUUUUAGCUGCACUGGGUGAUAUUUUCGAACCAUCUUUAUAAAAUGUGACUAGUGGGGUAAAUUACUCUUAAGCCAACAAUAUAUAUGUCCAGUUCAUUUUACUUAUCAACCAGCAAGUCUUGACAAAUUAACCAAAGCAGAUUGGUUUUUCUCGGUCGCCUUCCUCCCCUCAUUGGUUAUUUAACAGACAGAAUGGUAAACCGGCUAAAAACAUGAGCUAUGUCAGCCAAAGACCCUUACCAAACCAGAAUCAUGGAACUGAAAACGCACCUUAGCUCGAGUAUCCCCACCUUCCAUAGCUGUAGACUAUGGGUGAAAGAGAAAACUAGGACUGAGUCUGUGUCGGGGUGCCCAGUCCGGCACAGAGGUAUCUAAAAGGAUUUGAACUGUAGAGGUUGAACCCUUGAGUGUGUUGUCUGUGGCGUACUGUACAGUAGUAGCUAGUCAGUCUAUCUAUAUCUAUCUCUAUCUCUAUCUAUCUUUCUCUGUCCUAGACCAGUUUACAGUACAUUAGUAACUGCACUAGGCACUCUUACAGGCUUACAUUUUUGGAUUGGAUUUGUUUUAUUUUCUACAGAGGAAGUUACAUUAUUACUAGUUUUUCCUCUGUCAAUGUUUAGAUUUUUUUAUUAAGACUAUAAUGUUAUUGGUAUUCACUAUUGGUGAUAAUUGCUGUAGUUUUACAUAGAAGAAGGAACACUUCUUUCAUCUAGUGAAAAUACUAAGCUAUUAUACAAAUCAUACUUUUACAGAGGCAGCCAUUGUAGUGAAAGACCUCAUCACGCAUUCACCCUGUAUUCACCCUGACUUUAACCGGGAAACAAACAAUGCAACUGAUUUCUCUCAAAGACUUUGUCACGUAGGGGUGUGGGUCCAACAUCCAAGGAGCCUCUUCGAUGUACAGUCCAAAAUAGGAUCUCUACAAUGGCAUCCUCUGUAAGUUUGUAGGUGUUGGGGGUUUAUAGCUUUUUCUCUUUUGUAAAUACCAGGGGGAAGUAUUUAAUUUGGAUAAACUCAGCCAGACAGGGCACUUUCAGUGGUUAAACAACACGAUACCAACUCAUCGAGUCAAAGAGACCAUUAGCCGGGCAGCACUCCCAACAAAGUGUCAGACUGUCCACUUGUCUGAGUGUCGAGCUGCUCCCCCGUCACUGUGAAAUGUGGCAGCUGGCUGCAGACAAACCAGAGCCAAUGAACAACAGAGUUUGAUUGUUUUGUCCUUUUUUUCACCAACAGUUUUGAUGUAAACCCUCUGAAGUGAGCGUGAAAAAGUUUCUCAAUGCACUAGCAACUUUUAUUUCUCCUUUACUGGUUUCAUAUACUCGAAUGUCCCACACUUGGGUGCUCAAAACUGAUGACUCUUUAUGAAUUGGUCUUUGCCCAGAGGGUUCCAUUAAAGACGAUUAUUGGUAAAUCAUAAAAAGUUGUAAGAGUGACUUUUUUCCUGGCAUGAUGUUGGAACAGGUAUGGUUUGUUUUUUGACCAUUAUUGUAACGACCCCAGUCCGAACUCUGUUGCUCAUUGGCUCUUUGAGAAAAUCCACCCUAUGACACAUGAUCAGCCUCUGUAUCUUCACCUCUGACGGACUUUUCCAAACUAAGCAUGAAAACAAACUUCAUCUUGUUGCUUAUGUCAAUAGAGGACCACAAUACUGACCACGCGAACCGUUGACAUCAGAGUGAAACAAACUAUCUGAGAAGUAUGUUAAAGACGACCGUUACCUUCAUUUGAAUAUGUCUGUGUAACAAGGGGUUUCCCACGUGUAUGUGUCACCAGCGACCAUCCACUCAGGACCUUCUCUGUAGUGCUUUUAUCUACUGUAAAGCUGCAUUAACCCAGCGUCCAAAAAAUUAGACUCGUAACUGUGGGUGACGAAGAGCUGACGAUAAACGGUAGCAAUCCAAUCUAAUGAUUCUGUGCAGCUCGAGAAGCCACUAGAUCAGCUCUUUGUCACGCUGAAUGGAAAAUCACACACCUUAACUGCCUGAUUUCUCCUCAGUCAGAGUCAAAGUGAGUUUUUAUUGCACCUUCUUUGUAUAAUUUGGACUUCAUAUCAAAUGAUGAGGCCAAAAAGAAUCAAGUAACACUGCCAUCUUUUUAUUCAGGGUCCGCCUCUAACGGCCUCUAUGGUGAAAAAAGAAAUGACUGAAUGUGGUUUGAGCUUUUGGUGCAGACAUAUUGAAAUAGAUCAAAUCCUCAGUUAACACCAACCCACAUCAGAUAAACACACAACACACACAUUUCAGGAAACAACCACCAACAUCACAGCAAAGAUAUCCUGAUAGCAGGGCCUUGUUUUGUGUGUCGUGUACGUCUGUUUAUUUCUUCAUGUAUAAUAAACUAGUUCAUAUCACGAAAAGGGAUUUGUGAAACCAAAUCCACAGCAGACAUCUAUUUUCAUACAGUAACAAACUUUUCCUAUAGACCCUGUCUUUGUACAGUUAGGCUCCCAUUGCAGACUUCCCAUUUUAAUACAAAUACUAAGCUUCCUUUUAAUCCUCCACUUUUGUACAGAUCUGGUUUUUGAGUCUCCUGCAUGGUGGAUCUCUGCGCCGAGGCCUGAACACCAAACCAUAUCACUUCAGACAGUAAAGAUCUGUCAGAUAGAAAAUUACCUUUUUGGCUGAUUCAGCAACUCGGGUUUUCACAUUUUGUCCGCCGAUAAAAGCUGCAGAGAAAUGCUGAAAACCGUUGACUUUUGAGGGGGAUUGACAAAUGAUGCUGGCCAAGAGUCUAAAGAGUAAAAUUCUGAACACAAAAGGGUUUAGUCUAGUUUUUCCUGACAGAAAUCUUUCCCUGGUGCAGAGAUCCUCGGUUUUUCUGCAGAAGCAUGGACCAGAAAUAAAAAUAAUAAUGAUAAUAAUAAUAAUGCAGUCAUUUAUGGGAUUAUUCUGCCUCCCUCUCUCUCUCUGUGUUCCCACUAUGUCCACCUUUUUACACUCCCCGUCAGUUAACCUUUGUUGCCUUCCUGUUAACCCCAGCUGACCUGCUUUUCUCAAAGGAAAUGAAUUUGCAAGAGAAUCGAAGCAUUAGUGAUGCACAAGUUUUUACCGCCGAAUGUUGAAAUGUGAACGUCACCUUCACGGGUGAAUGUAAAAGUUUCUGAAGAUUUAUUUUUUAGGAUGAUUUCUUCUUUUUAUUUCCAUUGCUCUGGUUUUUAUUAAGUUCAUCAGUUUUUUGUCUUUUUUUGUUUUUGAUGGUUUGUCUGUCACAUUGCCUUUUGUAUUCCAAAUAUGAUGUUUUUGAACCUCUGUCAUUGGAGUAACAUGUACAAUUAUCAAUCAGAAAAGCAAACAAAAAGCGACAAUUUGUUACGUGCAAUACUUUGUAGAAAACGUUUAUUUUCAUGCUGUUUUUUCAAAAAGUCGUUCUCGCCUGUGAAGGAAGACGACAGCCUGUGAAAUCUUGGAGAAAAAAAUCUGAAUCUUCAGGGUCCACUUUGAUAAAAAGCUGCCACAAAAUGGGACGAAAACCAAACUGGACCACUUUUCCAUCAGAGAUCUUGUGGUUUGAAUGCACUGAGAAUCAAUGAUUUGUAAACUUUGUCACAUUAAACUUAACUUCUUUGUGAAAUGCCGUAUUUUUUUUUUUUUUUGUGACAGACUUCUGAGUUCGUGGAGGAGUGAGAGACAGUAACACUGCCAGUAAGCCCACCAUCUUUUCAACGUUAUAGCGCUGCUGGUUGCUGAGAAUCAGGCAGCUCUCCCUAAGCAAGUCACCAAAGGUUCAAACAAAAAUACACGGGAGACGUGUGCAAAUAUUAGGACGUGUAAUUUCCUCGUAAAUGGAACAAAAAUCGUGGAGUAAUUUCUGCUGCUUCUGGGAAUCCUGCUCCUCAGCAACAAAAGCAACAAAUCCAAUAAAAAGCAGAUGAAACCAUAUCAAAUGUGGGCUUUACUUUCAAACCUUUUAUGCAAUUUUUACAUCCUGCUUUUUUGAAUUUCAACUUGACUCCACCAAACCCUGAAACCUUUGUGCUUUAUCCCAAAAAAUAGAAAAUAGGAAUCAAACUCCAUCCACACGAGAGCAGAUAGCCUGAUUUUAAAUCUCAUGUUGCCUAUGUCCUGGUCAUACCCGGUCUAAAAACACUGACAUAUCUGCAGGAGUCCGAAUCUGAUGGUCUGUUUCUGUUAAAGAUGUAAGAGAGUCUGCAGAUGUGGGUUUGGACGAAACCUCAUGACUUAAGUGAUAGAGGAAGACAGACGGGGCUCCAUUACCAGGCCGUAAAUAAAACACACCUGAUAAAAUGACCUGAUCUCUGCAGUAAGGCCUCCGGGAAAUGGAGUCCCGCUCUCCCUGCUUCAUUCUGAUCAUGGUCUCCAAUGACAAUGCCUCUGUCUUUCCUGCAUUAUACUGUAUACCAGCCCUUCCUUUUUUGAGAAUGUACAUGGGAAAAUGUUUUUUUAAUUCUUGGUGAAGAGAAAAAACAUUUUUAAAAAAGAAUUUGAAAGCUUUUAAUUUUUUAUUUCUAUUGCCAACCUGUAAGCUAGAAAAAAGAGAAAAAAAUAUGUGUUUGAACAGGUUUUACACAGUGUAAAACUUUUUUUAUUUCUUAAUAAAAAAUUUGUCUUCACAAAA